UGUUCGUCUGAUUCAGAUUUCUGAAUUGAAGUACAUAGAGUCUGCGCUUCUUAAGAAAUGGGAGAAGAAGAGGGGAAGAAGAAGGUGAUGGUGGCAAUUGAUGAGAGUGAUUGUAGCUACUACGCUCUCAAAUGGACUCUUGAAAGUCUCGCUGAUACCAUCUCCAAUUCUCAACUUAUCAUCUUCACUGCACGGCCUGCUGAUUUCAAUUAUGUUUAUGCUUCCACUUUUGGUGCUGCUCCUCCAGACUUGAUAAAUUCGUUGCAAGAAAAUCAGAAGAAGAUUGCUGUUGCUCUUCUCAGCAGAGCAAAGGAGAUCUGCGCCCAGCAUGGGAUUGAGGCAGAGACAAUGACUGAAGCUGGGAAUCCUAAAGAGGUAAUAUGUGCAGCUGCUGAAAAGCUCAAUGUCCAAUUGCUUAUAGUAGGCAGCCACAGCCGUGGAGUAAUAAAGAGGGCUUUCCUGGGAAGUGUGAGCAAUUACUGUGUUCAUAAUGCUAAGUGCCCCGUACUUGUCGUCAGGAAACCAAGUUGAAGAUUGAAAAGCUAAGAGUUGAAGCUGAAUGCAGAAAACAGGUCAACUCUCAGUUCUGAGGAGGUCAGAAGUUAAUGUUUAUAUCAACUUGGUGUUUGUAAGUAAAAGUAAGCAAUUGUUCAAUUGUUGUUUUAUAUUUAUGUAAAUAAUUUCUGUAAACGGAUAUUGAAUUUGUAAUGAUAUAAACAAUAUGGAUACAGUGAA
Molecule: messenger RNA, 735 nt
Organism: Mangifera indica (mango)
Lineage: Eukaryota; Viridiplantae; Streptophyta; Magnoliopsida; Sapindales; Anacardiaceae
Product: universal stress protein YxiE
Exons: 4
Coding region: 58-531 (157 amino acids)
Source: RefSeq, a predicted model, not a curated record